AUGAUGCUUUGUCAGUAUUGCGAGAAACCGAUCUCAGCCGCCGUCAAAGCUCUGAAAGGAACUGGUUAUGAGGAGAAAAUUGAGCUUCCGCUUCAACGUUCACGUUCUAGUAUCUUACAGUCAGCUGAAGAAGGAUGUUUUAUCUGUAGCAGACUGGACUUGGAUUCAGAACGGAAUAUUGAAGAUGAUUUCUCCUGUGAGGACGACGAGUCGGAAUCCGAGAUUGACAAUUCGUUGGAAUUGACAAUAAAAACUCGGAAAGAAUCAGAAGGUUAUUUUAUCCUGAACAUAAGUCCGAGUGGGGGUCGUGCCUUGGACCUUGUUCUUGCACCAAUACCGGCAAAUAGCGCAGACACGGACACUUCGAUAAAGUCGAAGUCUAUCACCAGAGCCGCCUUCUCAACACCGAGAACACUUGAGCUGUGCUGUGGCUGGUUUCGGGCCUGCUCCGAGUCUCAUACUAAGUGCCGCGAACUGGCACGCAAACCACAAACCUUUACGCCGCACAGACUGGUUGAAAUAUUCGCAGAGGGUGAUGGAAAGUCGUUCAGCUGGAGGAUUGUUCACCCCACUGACACUGAAAGUGCCACCUACGUAACACUGAGCCAUUGUUGGGGGAAGUCCCAGCGUACAUGCCUGACGAGGAGUAACCGCUGUACGUUUGCAGAAUGGGUUUCGUUUUCCGACCUCCCAAAAACCUAUCAGGAUGCCUUUCUUAUCGCCUUUUCGCUGGGAGUUCGUUUCAUCUGGAUCGAUUCGCUCUGUAUCGUCCAAGACGAUGACGAAGACUGGACAGCUCAGGCUUCGAUGAUGGGACAGGUCUAUCAAGGUGCCUGCUGCAACAUCGCUGCGACAUGGGCAAAAAACGGGGAUGGCGGCUGCUUUAUUCAGACAAGAACGCCCACUUUGAUUACGCUGGAUCUCGAACCUAGCCAGCCUACACCAUAUGAGGUUUUUCUUUGGACAUUCUACUACGAGGAACUUGUGGAAGCUCCACUCAAUCAACGCGGUUGGGUUGUUCAAGAGCGAUACCUAGCAAGGAAGCAGUUGAGCUUUACUGAGAGUGGUGCAUAUUGGGAAUGUCACGAGCUUGUCGCCUCUGAACGAUUCCCUACUGGCAUCCCCAGUGACUUGACAGACUUUUCACCCUAUGAUCGAUCCCGGCCACCCACUGGGAAGCCCACAUUGGAUCUCAGCAGGCCAAGCGCUGUCCGCGAAGCCUGGGCCGUACUAGUGGAGUCCUACUCGGCUUGUCGGCUUACUUUCGUGUCUGAUAAAAUGGUGGCACUUGCGGGCUUAGCAGAAGCCGUGAAGGAGGCUACAGGAGAUUUGUACCUUGCCGGCAUGUGGAAGAACGAUCUCGAAAGCCAAGUUAGUCAUGGAAGGAAUGAAGCCGUGGAUUGGAUGUUUCAACUUACCAAUCUCGACGAGAGUACUCGACAAUGUAUGGUGGAAGGCGUCCCAGUGGAAAUCAUGUGGGACGAGAACCUGCCCUAUCGUGGGGCAAACCCUGAAAGAUGGGCAAGUUUUAUCAAAGAGCGCGAAUCCAACUUUCUAUGCAUGCUGGUGUCUUUGCAGGAUGGUUUGAUUCUACGAAGGCUGUCCGACGCAACAGAUGAUGAUACAUAUGUUAGAAUGGGUAAAUUCUUCGAUUGGAAUCACAAAUUCUUCGACGUCAUGUGCGCAAGGUUCAACAUUCCACCCGAAGAACUUCUUGACGAAGGCAUAGAUCUAAGCGAUGUUAGGUUGACAGAUGCUGUCCACCGCGUGACUGUUGUUUAG
This is a messenger RNA of Cladophialophora immunda, 1782 nucleotides long. RefSeq lists its product as uncharacterized. NCBI's taxonomy places the organism in Eukaryota, Fungi, Ascomycota, Eurotiomycetes, Chaetothyriales, Herpotrichiellaceae. Bases 1 to 1782 code for a protein of 593 amino acids. The record is from RefSeq and is a predicted model, not a curated record. The transcript is spliced from 2 exons.